ACACCAAUAUUUUCUCCUUCGGUUCGUACUUCAGCGGCAGCUGGCCGCUGAAGAGAGGAAUCGCCACCGUUAAUGGCGGACUCCGGAGUGACCGAUGAGCUAUCAAAGUUCCAUAAGUCCGGCAUUUACCGACUCGAAGGCUCCAACGCCGUUUUUAUAGAUCCCGUCCGAGUUCUCAACCGUUCCUACACCCGAUUUAGGGUUUCUCCAUCGGCGUAUUACUCUCGCUUCUUCGAGCCCCAGCGUGCGGACCAGCAUAGGGUUUCUGUAAAUACAAAGAAACGAAAACGCAGAGCGAAACACGAGCCCCGGGCUCUCAACGAGAAAGAACGAGCUGCGGAUCGUCGGCACCAGCAAGCAAGGCCUUUGCUGGUGCGAGCACAUGAGUCUUUACUUGGAGCUUCUGAGCUUGUAUUGGCCAUGCACAGCUUCAGGAGUGAUGGGUGUUUCCCAACAGAAUGUGAGGAGUUGGCAUCACCAGGAGUUAGACAAUCUUUUGUGGAGCUUGGGAAGGUUUGGCAAGCUCCAUUUUACGAGAUAACUCUUAAUAUUUGUCAUCAUAGCGAGCCAACAGAUGAUGGAGGUUCACCAUCUGUUCAGUGUAAUGAACAGAGAGUGUUCCCAAUAUUUGACCACUUAGUCAUGAAUGAGACAAGUGAGGAUGUGGAGGCUGAAUUUUUGAACAACCAGUAUAUAAUACCAAGGAAGAGUUGCUUCUAUAUGUCAGAUUUGGGGCAGAUUCACAACCUGAUUCCUGCUUCAUCUGAUCAUGGUUUCAAUCUUAUUGUGGUUGAUCCACCGUGGGAAAACAGAAGUGCUCAUCAGAAAUCUAUGUAUCUGACUUUGCCAAACAAACACUUUUUAUCCCUUCCUAUUAAGCAACUUUCUCAUACAGAAGGAGCACUUGUGGCUUUAUGGGUGACUAAUAGAGAGAAAUUGCGGGCCUUUGUUGAGAAAGAACUGUUCCUUGCAUGGGGAGUCAGAUAUGUGGCUACCUUUUACUGGUUGAAGGUGAAGGCAGACGGCUCAUUACUUUGUGAUUUAGACCUCUUUCAUCAUAGGCCAUAUGAAUGUCUCCUACUAGGAUGCUGUCAUGUGGAGGCUAUGGAUACUAGAAACCUGUCAAAUUUUGGAACUGUACAAGAUGAUCAAGUAAUUAUUAGCAUCCCUGGGGAUUACUCGAGGAAGCCCCCAGUUGGAGAGUUGCUGCUGGAGUAUGUACCAGGACUCAAGCCUGCCCGAUGUAUUGAGUUAUUUGCAAGAGAAAUGAUGGCUGGAUGGACUUCUUGGGGGAAUGAACCUCUUCACUUCCAGGAGUCAAUAUAUUUUCGAAGGGAAGAUGACGGACGACUAAUAUAAUCAGAUAAAGCCAUUUGUUGGGAACUACCUAGAACUCCAUGUUGUCCAGAGUUUCAACUGGUGGAAUGAAGGGGAAUUUGAAAACUGAAGUUUGUGGGGUGUGAAGCGUUACUUUCAAAUGCAGAUUGCAUUUAUGAUGUUAAAAAUCUUCUGAAGAUCGUCUGCUGAUAGGGUCACCACUCACCUGCCUGGAGCUUUCAGGGAGGCAGAAAGUUGAGCAAGGAGUCAAGUGGGCUUUGAUGGUUUUGCUGGUGGGGGGAUCUUGAUGAUUGCUUUGGGUAAUGGUGUUGUUGAUUACAGCGGAAGAAGCCAAAUUCAUAUCAACAGGACAACAUCAGCUAAUAAGUCUGUUCUUGAAAAAAGAAUUGAUUGCGGAAUUUGUUUGUAUUUGGGCUACUAUUAUUCCAAUUCAAUUUCAAAAUGGGUGGCUGUUUUGUCUUCCCUCUUUUCUCUUUUUCCAAAA
This is a messenger RNA of Malania oleifera, 1822 nucleotides long. RefSeq names its product methyltransferase-like protein 2. Gene Ontology annotation, cellular component: RNA N6-methyladenosine methyltransferase complex; nucleus. Gene Ontology annotation, molecular function: nucleic acid binding; methyltransferase activity. The record is from RefSeq and is a predicted model, not a curated record. NCBI's taxonomy places the organism in Eukaryota, Viridiplantae, Streptophyta, Magnoliopsida, Santalales, Ximeniaceae. The transcript is spliced from 10 exons. Bases 73 to 1359 code for a protein of 428 amino acids.